Opisthorchis viverrini is the source of this 477-nucleotide messenger RNA. RefSeq lists its product as hypothetical. NCBI's taxonomy places the organism in Eukaryota, Metazoa, Platyhelminthes, Trematoda, Opisthorchiida, Opisthorchiidae. The record is from RefSeq and is a predicted model, not a curated record. The coding region runs from base 1 to 477 and encodes 158 amino acids. The transcript has 3 exons.
AUGUUCCUCCCGUUUUCUGCGGACCGAAUCUGUUGCAGCUGCGACCGAUGUGCUCUUGGUACAUGGUUUAUAGGGGGAAAGAUGACUUAUUGGUUAGAACGCUUGGACAACCUGGCAGUGUCGCAGUCCUCAUGCUUUCUUCGGGUGACAUGGCAGCUUCGCACCGAAAGGAUGUUGCAGCUGGUUUAUAACGAGUACUUGCUUCUGGAUGUGCUGGAUGACCUCGCGCUUGCUGACCGGUGCAAACAGGAAAGUAUUCGAAGCGCCAAUUUACCGACCGGAAGGUCCGUAGUUCAAACCUCUCGACUUCCCGUGUCUAGGCUUAGGCAAGCUGGCAGUAUCCCAGCCCUCGUGCUUUAUUCGAGUGGCAUGGCAGUUAGGCACCGAAAGGGCGCUACAGCUGAACGAUACAUACUCAGACCAUCCUUGCUUGACAGCCUCACAUUCCGCAGCAGUCAUGUGUUGUCCGUCCUGUAA